UUCCAGGGAGCAUUUUGUUCAGGACGAGGGGGGGAAGCCGUGCCGUUAUGUGGACAGACUGCGGGGUUGUAAAAGUGUUUAAACGGAUUUAAACGCCAACUGAGGAUUGUUGUUUUUAAACCUUAUUGGUAAAGCAUCUCGUCGGGGUUGCAGUUUGUCGGUAGUGUCCCGUAAAGUCACGAGUUUAACCGAAUAACGUGGAAGGAAGAGGACUCGGUGGAUUCGUGCAAACUCGGUCUCGGUAGCAUUCUCAAGAUCCCAGCUGUCGGGUUGUUUAUUGAUGGGUACAUACUGUGAGGCGACACACCAAGAGAACUGGAAAUCAUUCAAAAGAGACAGGACCUGCGGAAGAAUGAAGACGAGCUAGAUGUCUUCAGAGAACUGUCGAAGUUGAGCUUUCUUGGAAGAGUACACCUGCAGCAAAUGUGUACCUGGACUGAGCACAUAAUCAGAGAAACCUGAAAAGUGGCUUUGCUGCCGUGAAGCUCAACUUCAAAAGAACACAUUGACACAAAGUGAUCAAUAUGAGUGCUGAAGGGUAUCAGUACAGAGCGCUUUAUGACUACAAGAAGGAGAGGGAGGAGGACAUUAAUCUGCAUGUGGGGGACACGCUGCUGGUGAGUAAAGGGGCUCUGGUGGCCCUCGGGUACACUGAUGGGCUGGAGCAGAGGCCUGAUGAGAUUGGCUGGCUGCCAGGCUUCAAUGAAACCACUCAGGAAAAAGGGGACUUCCCUGGGACAUAUGUCGAGUACGUUGGAAAGAAAUGGAUCUCUCCGCCUACACCUAAGCCGAGGCCCCUCAGACCCUUACCUGUAGCUCCGGGGGUCUACAAGACGGAGGCAGACUCCGACUCAGAGCAAGGCUGCAGUCUGCUGGACCUGACGGAGCAGUUUUCCCUCCCUGAGACAACUCCCCCCUUGCUCGCCAGACUGCUGGAGUCUGUGGAGAAGAAAGGUCUGGAUAAUCCUACGUUGUAUCGAACAUUCACUGCUGGCGGUGGACUUGAAGUCAGACAGUAUUUUGAUUGCGAUCCUGCCUCAGCAGACCUGGAUCAGUUUGAACUUCCCGUCCUGUGUGAUGGUCUGCGCAGGUACCUGCAGGAUCUCCCUCAACCCAUCAUCCCCACUUCAUUGUACGCUCAGAUGGUUCACACUGCCAAAGAGGUGGUGAAUCCUGAGGAAUGCGCCCAGCUGCUGCGUCGCAUCGCCAGCACCCCGAGCCUGCCUCCACAGUACUGGCUCGCCCUCCACUGUCUGCUCAGGCAUUUCGCUAGAGUGUGCCAAAACGGCCCCAAGAACCUGCUCAGCGCCAGAGCUCUGGGAGAAAUCUUCAGCCCCGUGUUUUUCAGACAACAGACCACCAGUUGUGAACCCAGCUCAGAUGCUCACAUCAAGAUCAUUGAAGUUCUGGUGACCAGUGAAUGGAGUGAAAGCCAGUCAGCUCCAGCUCUACCUCCAAAGCCACCCAAGCCCGCCUCCGUGACUAACAACGGCAUGAACAACAACAUGGCUCUGCAAGACGCCGAGUGGUACUGGGGGGACAUCUCGAGGGAGGAGGUCAACGAGAAGCUGAGGGACACCGCCGACGGUACGUUUCUGGUGCGGGACGCCUCGACAAAGAUGCACGGCGACUACACUCUGACUCUGAGGAAAGGAGGAAACAACAAGCUCAUUAAGAUAUUCCACCGGGACGGGAAGUACGGCUUCUCGGACCCUCUGACCUUCGGCUCCGUCGUCGAGCUCAUCAACCACUACCGCAACGAGUCGCUGGCUCAAUACAACCCCAAGCUCGACGUCAAGCUGCUCUAUCCCGUCUCCAAACACCAGCAGGAUCAAGUGGUGAAAGAAGACAACAUCGAAGCUGUGGGGAGGAAGCUGUGUGAGUACCACCAGCAGUACCAGGAGAAAAACAAAGAGUACGAUCGCCUGUACGAAGAAUACACCAGAACGUCACAAGAAAUCCAAAUGAAAAGGACGGCGAUAGAAGCUUUUAACGAAACCAUAAAGAUAUUCGAGGAGCAAUGCCAAACACAAGAGCGGUACAGCAAGGAGUACAUCGAGAAGUUCAGGAGAGAGGGCAACGACAAGGAGAUCCAGAGGAUCGUGGGAAACUACGAGAAGUUGAAAUCCAGGAUAAGCGAGAUCGUGGACAGCAAACGACGGCUGGAGGAGGAUCUGAAGAAACAGGCUGCAGACUACAGAGAGAUCGACAAGAGGAUGAACAGCAUCAAGCCCGACCUCAUCCAGCUCCGCAAGACCAGAGACCAGUAUCUCAUGUGGUUGACCCAGAAGGGAGUGAGACAGAAGAAGCUCAACGAGUGGCUCGGAAUCAAGAACGAGAACACAGAAGAUCAAUAUUCUAUGGUGGAAGACGACGAAGACCUGCCUCAUCAUGACGAGCGCUCCUGGAAGCUGGGCAACAUCAACCGACUGCAGGCGGAGGCUCUCCUCCAGGGCAAGAGAGACGGAACAUUCCUGGUCCGAGACAGCAGCAAAGCAGGAUGCUACGCCUGCAGCGUUGUCGUGGACGGCGAGGUGAAGCACUGCGUCAUCAACAAGACCCCCUCAGGUUAUGGCUUCGCCGAGCCGUACAACCUGUACGGCUCCUUAAAGGAACUCGUCCUUCACUACCAGCACACGUCUUUGGUUCAGCACAAUGACUCUCUGAAUGUGACGCUCGCGUACCCGGUCUACACCCAGCAGAGACGGUGAGGACCCCUACCCCCCCCCCCCCCCCCUCCUCUCUCUUUACCCCCCGCCUGCCUGGACGGAUGUUUUCCACACGGACACGGAGAGAAAGGCCUCAUGGGAUUUGGAGUAGGAGAUGAAAAACAUCCCUGGGACUCCAUGAUUUAAAAAAUGAACGAGGCUCUGUUUGCCGAAACUCGGACAUGGGGAAAAAAAGAAAACAGAGCCUGAAACAUUUCAGUGACUUUUGCUCUGACCACGAGCCUGCGGCGAGUCUGAAUGUAGAUUUCUUUCUCUUUUGCUUUUGUCGUGGGAGCACAGAAUCAAGCGGAAACUGCUGAACUCUCCCCCAGCAGAGGACAUCUGAGGCCUUUUCCUAAUGGUGCUUGUUCUUUUUUUUUUUUUUUCAAAGCUUUACCAGCCGGGAAUGUCUAAUCGCAGCAAGAUAAACUCUUCAAAUGGAACCGUACCCAUCGGCCACAUCUGUUUUUUCCACUUUUUCUUUUGCCCUAUCAUGUCAUCUACGAGCGUGCGAGUGUGUGUGUGUUUCUGCACAAGUGUUUCUGUGUAUGUGUCAGUCUGUGUGUGAGUGAGUGUGAUUGUCCAUGUGACCAAAACUCAGAAUCAGGAAACUGUGUGACGUCUGUGGGGGAGUGUAACACAUUUGUUUGUGUUGACUGUUGAAAAGCGGACCUCGUGUCGGCUGAUAAAUGUAGCAAAAUGGCACUUUUUUUAAACAAAGUUUAAUUUUUGUUUUUUUGAAAAAGACUCCUAUGGACUUUUUAAGAGAAAAGGCGGAGCAGACGUCUUCAUCCUGCCCUCCUCUCAGUCGAGCAUUAUAGCGCAGAAGUAAACUUUGAUCUUUACUGUGGGGCGGUGCGAAAAAACUCUGAACGGACUUCGUAUCUCAUGUACAUAUGUGAAAACGUCAUGCAUCAAAGUGCACCAUACCAAAAAGGAUCACUUCCUGUUGAGUUGUAUUCUGAUCUGCUAUGCAAUCUUUUUCUCCAUCCCUCUUUGAGGAUGGAGUCUUCGUUCUGUUGCAGACCCACGAUAUAAGCUUGUUUUAUUGCUUGAAAAGUCUCUUUUUCCUGUGUGAAUAUCCCCUCAGAGGAUAUUUGGUGUCAAAAUGCUACGAUACAGUGAAAACAAAAAAACUGCUUCUGAUUUUUAAAAGAUGAUGAUAAUAGCAACAUACACUUUAUUCUAAAAGACUUUAAUAGCUGGCGUACAGAUGGAAGAGAUGAGUAUUUUAUUAGACUUAUUUUGCUUCAAACUAAUGUUCUUCUCAGGCAGAGCGUCUCGACUCUUUGAGCCGCUUCGGUCACGGCGAGAACGAAGAUUUCUUAGAGCUAAACGUCUUUGUUUGGACGGACAGAGAGCACUCAGAGAAACGGGGAUGAUGGGAUUGUACGACCCCUCCCCCCCUUAAGAGACCAUCAUCACGGAAAACCACAGUAUAGAUUUAUUUUGUUAUAAAAUAUAUAUGUUCCCACAUGAGAAUAUAUCAAAGCAGGCCGGCGUCUUCAGCCGAUGGAUAUUGUUGUUAAAGAUCGAUAAACAUUGUCCACUUAGUAUUUUUCUGUAUCAGAAAAUCACUGUGUUUACAUAGGUGGAUCAGCUCAUUUCAGAUCUGUCUCUAAUUUCAUAUUUCAGAGGGGAAAAUAGGACGACACACGUUAGUGAGAUCCUUAAAAACUCAACAGCUCAACCAUAUUGUUUCCUUUACCCAUAUACUUCCCCCCCCCCCAUUUAAACGGUACAUGUUUAAACCCAGCAAACUGGAUUAAGAAUAAUCCGAGAGUGUUCAAGCCCGGUUCUACAAGAAGUGGCAAAAGGACACAUGGCACCCUCAAUUGAAUGGAUGCGAUAAAACUGCACCCCCUUAAAUCUCAGUUGCGCCCUAAAGACCUUUGCACACAGAGUCCGUAGACUUUUAUGUCCGAAAUUGAAGCACGUUAAAAAAAGAAAUAGAAUCUCAUGUUAUGUCAAACAUGUUUGCACACUGACUGCGAAAUGUUCAUCUGUCUUUUAAAAAAAAAAAAAUACAGAAACUCUCCCUUAUAGACAGGUGAAACUCUCCCUUAUAGACAGGUGAAACUCUCCCUUAUAGACCGGUGAAACUCUCCCUUAUAGACAGGUGAAACUCUUUUAUAGACAGGUGAAACUCUCCCUUAUAGACCGGUGAAACUCUCCCUUAUAGACAGGUGAAACUCUUUUAUAGACAGGUGAAACUCUCCCUUAUAGACGGGUGAAACUCUCCCUUAUAGACGGGUGAAACUCUCCCUUAUAGACGGGUGAAACUGUCCUCGCUCUUGCCUUGUUUUCAGGCGUGGACAGACACCGUUGUUUGAGUACGAGACAUUUUGUUUAAUACUGCCAAUUUUCGCAAAGAAUAGAAGAACUAACGCAGCGGACUCGGAGUGUGUGCGUUACAUUUUUUUUAUCGUUCUGAAUCUGAAAAACGGACUCGGUGUGCAAAUGCCUUCAGUCUUUUUGUUCUUGAGCCGGGCCUGAAGUGUUUCAAAUUAAGCAAAAAGAAGUUCCAAUUUAUCGCCCUGAUGUCUAACCAAUGUGGGAAAUGACAAACAAACCACUCAGAAGACAUAAUUAUUAUUAAUAAUAAUAAUAAUAAUAAUAAUAAUAAUAAUAAUAAUAAUUGUAUUUUACAAUCCUAGAUCUACCUGCCAUUAAAUGAUGUAGACGUGAUAUUUUUUACCCCCCAAAUAAUGUACUCCUGGUCAGCCCAGCUGUCAAGUUAAACUCUUAAAUGUAUCUUUGUAUAACAAAUUGAAUUGUAACAAAUGUUAACCCAUUUUUGAUUUGUCCAAUUUGACUCUUAAUUCUCUCCGAGGUCGGCACGACUUCUCUUUGUGGAGACAAAAAAGAAAAAUGCUCUACGUGUAAAAAAAAAAAAAAGAAAAAAGACGGCUAACGGAUAAAUGAAACUUUUAUUCGCUAAGAAAAAACAACCACAAGUGAAUUCUUUGGACUUUAAAACAUGUUGUUUUUUUUUUUUUUGGCGUAUUAUUCUAAGCCCUGUCAUGACACAAGCUACUAAAGCGUGUUUUUAGAUGUACUGUUAGGUUUAAUAUUUGGUUCUUUCUAAGCUGUUAACAGACGUCGAGGAUCUUUGAUUGUUUCACGGGAAGAUUUGAUUGACCUCCCCAACAGCUGCUGGCAUGAACUUUUUCGUUUGUCCAAAAUUAUUUCUUCUUUUUUAAGUCCUUGGACGUCAUGCACCAUUAUUUUCUUUGCCCUUAUUCUGGGUUGUACGAUUAUUUUAGGUGUCUCUCCUUUUUUUUUAUUUGAAGCUCAUCUUUUUGUGGGUGUCCCAGACAUGAUGAUUGGAUUGAGAUUUACCAGUGUUCCCCCAGUUUUGCUUCACAUCUGUAUUGGGCUUUGUUAAAAAAAAAAGGAAAUAAAACACUUCUUUUUAAGAAAAUAA
Messenger RNA from Labrus bergylta (ballan wrasse), 6135 nucleotides. NCBI's taxonomy places the organism in Eukaryota, Metazoa, Chordata, Actinopteri, Labriformes, Labridae. The record is from RefSeq and is a predicted model, not a curated record.